GGUUUGUUUACGUUUUGCUAUAAGUAUUAUCACUAUUUGGUUAGUGGUAUUAUCUCGAUGUCUGAAGAAGAGGAUGAUUACAUGUCCGACAAGUUCUUGUCAGGCCUGCAAGAUGUGCGGCCCAGCUUGGUGAACAAUCGAGCAAAAAAGCGACUGAUCCGAGUGGAAUCAGAGCAAGCGGAAAACAGUAAACGGCAGCGUGAGGCAGCAAAUGCUUCGACAGCGAAUAAUGUUCGGCUUCAAGAGUCGCUCAACAAGCCCAUUGCUGCGGACAACAAAGGCUUCCAGCUGCUGGCCAAAAUGGGCUACAAAGCAGGCAGUGGAUUAGGCAAACAGGCAGACGCACGCAUUGAGCCCAUUGGGAUAAGCUUCAAAAAUGAUCGUGGAGGACUGGGCCGUGAGGCAGCAAUAGCCGAGCUAGCAGCUAAGCGACAGGAACUGCGGUUACGAAAAGCAGGCAUUCAAUCUGUUGAGGAAAUCAGCACUGAGGCAUAUCGACGCCGAGCUACACAAAAAGCAGAAGAACGGAAGCUCAACUACGAUAUACGACGUUGCCAACAAACGUGCGAGUCCUUGGAUUUAGCAGCAAGCGUCAGAGAACCAGAGCUGGACUUUUUCUGGCCCCCAAAACCCAUAGAACCAAGCAUCGAGACAGAAGGAGAUGAGCCUGUCGAAAAACAAGCAGAGUCAGAGGAAGAGAAAGAAGAGCUAUACAGUGGGGCGGAGCAGUUAGAGCUUCUCACAAGCUACUUGCGCACGGCCUAUACAUUCUGUUAUUGGUGUGGAACGCAUUACGAGAGCAUUGAGGAUUUGGACAGAAAUUGUCCGGGUGAGACACGGGAUGAGCAUUAGCUUAAAAUCUAUUUUCAUUAUAUCAUUAAAU
Messenger RNA from Drosophila arizonae, 883 nucleotides. Its product is annotated as G patch domain-containing protein 11. NCBI's taxonomy places the organism in Eukaryota, Metazoa, Arthropoda, Insecta, Diptera, Drosophilidae. The record is from RefSeq and is a predicted model, not a curated record. Gene Ontology annotation, molecular function: nucleic acid binding. Gene Ontology annotation, cellular component: kinetochore.